Molecule: messenger RNA, 6942 nt
Organism: Osmerus eperlanus (European smelt)
Lineage: Eukaryota; Metazoa; Chordata; Actinopteri; Osmeriformes; Osmeridae
Gene: casp8ap2
Product: caspase 8 associated protein 2
Exons: 11
Coding region: 296-6202 (1968 amino acids)
Biological process (GO): extrinsic apoptotic signaling pathway via death domain receptors; Fas signaling pathway
Cellular component (GO): PML body; mitochondrion
Molecular function (GO): transcription corepressor activity
Source: RefSeq, a predicted model, not a curated record
GCGAAAAAAAGCGACAAUACAUUUGGAUUUUAAUAUAGAUUCAACUUGGAUUGCGAGAGGUCCGAGAUCCUCGUCCAAUAAGUGUUUAAAUAGUAAUGGUUGGACAUCUGAUAACAGAUCAAGGAGUCGGGGAAGAUUGACAAAGGUUAGCGAUUAAGUGAGGACGAGGGUUUCGUUAGCGCGCCAGUGAUGGUAAACAUACAGAACAAGAAGCCGAACAAUAACGACUCUUGACUAUCAUUUUCAGAUGCCGUUUUCUCUUCCACCCUUCAACUGUUGAUAGAUUCCAGUCAGGAUGGAGGGAAAUGUAAUUGAUGACCUAUAUGGCGAUUUGAGCCAAGACCAAUAUUGCUCCAUAACCACAUGCAAUGAAGAUUCCAUGGAUAUAUAUUCUGGGUUGGAUACCAGUCCAAGAAGUAAUGGAGAAACACCGUGCGCACUCGUCUCGCCACAGCUAAAAGAAUCUAUGGAUUUAUAUGAAGAAAUCAUUACAGAGGAACAGCGGGGUAUAGAGUCUGCUCAAACUGAGUUGAAAAGAAGAUUCAUUGCGGCACAAAAUCAAGUUGAGGAGUUGCGAAUGAGACUGCUGCAGAUGGAAACACAGAAUACUGCACUUAACACCGAGAACUGCUGCCUCAAGAAGAACAUCUGUGCUCUCAUCAAAACUGCUCGAAUGGAAAUCGUGCGGAAAGAUGAGGAGAUAAAGAGGUUGAGCCAAAGGUCAGGGAGAGCUUAUGUUCAUCAUACACCUCAUAUAAAUGGUAUGAGAGAUCCAGUUUCAACCAGACUCAACUCUUUGGGACACAGUAGGUCUUCAGGACCUUCUAGGCCUCCUCCCAUCAAACCUCCUGGUCCUAGAAAAGACUGUGCUUCAAAGGAUGCUGGUCCUCCCAAACCGUGCCCUCCUCCACCUCCUUCAUCUCUUCCUCCUCCUCCACCACCUCCUUCAUCUCUUUCUCCUCCUCCUCCACCUCCUUCAUCUCUUUCUCCUCCUCCACCACCUCCUUCAUCUCUUCCUCCUCCUCCACCACCUCCUUCAUCUCUUCCUCCACCACCUCCUUCAUCUCUUCCUCCACCACCUCCUUCAUCUCUUCCUCUACCACCUCCUUCAUCUCUUCCUCCUCCACCACCUCCUUCAUCUCUUCCUCCUCCUCCUCCACCACCUCCUUCAUCUCUUCCUCCAUCUCUUCCUCCUCUUCCACCACCUCCUUCAUCUCCAUCUCCACCCCCUCCUCUUCAGCCCCCAUGUAAAAAAAGAGACAAUGUCAAUCACCAAUCUGAUGCCUCAGAUUCAAGACCCCCUCCUGAUGUGGAUUCAAAGUAUUCUACCGCAAGAGACUGUAAAGCUCCAACAAAACAGACAGAUGUUUCCAUCAGUAAAGCCCACAAAGUCUCCGCUCCUGGACACAGCCUGUUAGACAAACACAAGCAGCCCAGUCAUAAGGACGGGAAAUCUGAACAUCACAGAUCAGAUUCAACAGAACGCAGGCAUAAAAACCCAGUGGAACCUUAUAAAGAAUGUCAGGCAGAGGACAGGGGCCGAUCACACAAGACGCAUCGAGAGUCUGGAAGAUAUGAUUCCAAGUCAAGAAAAGACAAACACUGUUCUCCUGAUAUUGAAGUGGACAGGAGAUCAGAGAAGUCUAAAAGCCCGCCACCAGAAUCUGUAAAUGGCGCAGUGUUGUCAGCCCAUAAGUCUAAGAGAUCUUCUAAAAAAAGUUCAGAGCCGCUUUCAAAAAGUGGUAGUAGGGAGCUUCGUCAUGAUAAGGAUGGAGAUGGUAGAAGUUGUAAAGAUUUGAGCACUUCAAGAAGGACUCAGAAAGUGGUCAGUUCAAGUCGUCGUAGCCUGACUGAACGGUCCAGUGAGCCACUAAAUCACAAGAGAGGAGCCAGUCUAUCAAGCGACCAUCGUAGGAAAGAGGAGAGGAAACGAAAAGAUGACAGAAAAUGCAGAGAGAAGAUAAGAAGCCCUUUGACAGAGACGGGGGAAGAGCUUGAGCAAAAACAUCAGAAGGAAAGGGAGAGGCGCAAGAAGGUGCCUGACGGUAAGGAUGAAAAGUCAACAGCCGGGUGCCCAGACGUACCUCCAGGGGAGCUUAAACUGGCUGAGAAAGUCACUGUAGAGGAAAACAGUCCAAACAGAAAACUGAGUUUCAUGGAAACUCUGAAUCUCACCCUGUCACCUGUCAAAAAGCCAAGACGGCCCUCUGGAUCCAAGGAGCAAGGAAGCUCUCUCCCCGAGGAGGAUGUGGAAGAGGCAUCAAUGGAAAGCUGUGGGCAGCUUGACAUAGAGGACUUCUGUGUCAUAGAUGAAGUCCACAGUGACUCCAUGGAAAUCAACAGUAGUCAAUCUGCGGUGGAGAUCAAUGAGCCCUUAAUAGACAAUGCAAAGCAUGUAUCCUCAGAUGGACCUCUGGUUCUUGACCCUGCUGGUAUUGAGAGCCUAAGUACAGGUGAAAAACCAUCAGAAAAGAGUGACAGGACAGAGGCUGCCACAGAGAUUAAAGCAAUACAUGAUCCCAUCAAAGACAGUCUGAAACGUGAUAUUGAAGUUUCCAAGGUCACAGAGGAUCCACACAAUCCAGAACCACUUGAAAAUAGGUGCGUAUCUGCUCAGGACAGUGAGCUUGUUAUGGAAACUAAUCUGCAAAGCGUAGACAUUUGCCAAAUUGUGGAAUCUAAGGAUCUAACUACUGCAGUUUGUCUUACUGACAGUCAGGAAGACACUCAAGUGUGUCACUCCACUGACAGAAAGAAUAUCCCAGACAAACCGGAAAAAUCUAUUGGUCUUCUGGAUAGUUGUGCUCUUAAUUUAAAUGGUGAACCUUCCAGUGUCUUAGUAUCUAAAAACCAGCCUUCUGAAACGAUUGCACAAGAUACAGUUGACGCAAGCUGUGAGGAAGAGCCCGCAGUUAAAGAUGGAAAGGCAAAGAUAAAUCAAGAGAGUCAACAAAUGGCAUUCCCCAUCCAACCUGAGGGCUAUUCACUGCCACUGUCUACCUCUUGCAGUUCUUCUGAAAGUCAUGAGAAGCUUUCUCCACUUAAGAAAGAUGUUUCAGUAGAUGCGAAUGUGGUGUCCAGCACAAUAAGCAUGGAGGUUCCUCCACAAAAGGAUCUUGCAUGUGAGGCGUAUGCUGAAGUCACACUGUUGGAUAAUGCAGUAGACGGGCCUGUUCAUGAACAAAGUUCACCACCGGGGAGCAUUGCAGUUUCAAGGGUAAGCAGUACCACAGAAGAAAUCCUGCCAUCGGAGAACCUCAGCACUUGUAGGGUCCAGUCUCCAAAGGUCUCCUGCAAUACUGACUCUGGUUACGCAAAGAAUCGAGAGGGGAAGGUUGAGGCUACUAGUUCAAUACCAUUGCUCUACGAUGAGGAGUCCAUGAUGAAGACAUUGAACAGUCUAAAAAUAAUUCCAGAUCCUGUUAGUCCCCUCACCAGCCCCAUCCGCAUAACCAGGAGAAACCAGCCCCACUCUCAAGCCAACAAGCCAGCUCAUGUGAAAAGUCUCGGGAAAGAUUUCUCCAGUGUCGUAGUGGAUGCUACUUCAACUGAUCUGGGUGUGAACAAAGAGAACAAGAACCCUGGUGGCCCCACGCUCACCAAAAGCCAAACCGAGGAUGAAUUGGAGGAGGGUGAAAUCAUUAGUGAAAGUGAUGAAGAGCAAAGCCCGGUCUCAUCCCAGGAUAAAAGACCUACAAAGACAGAUCAGCCUAGUCCUCAGUCCAGGCUGAAAAGAGUCUCAGCGAAGUCACUUGCUGCAUCACAGGAGAGUCCUAAAACUAUCAGAAAAAACGCAACUGCAUCAAGUGGAAGCCCCUCGUUGAAUAGAAGUCGACACAAAACGAUUUGUCUUCCAACAGCUACAACUUCUGUGUUAACCACUGAGGAAGUUAUGGAUAUGAUCGGGAAGAUUCGCCACCAGGUCAGGAAGAAGUAUAUGAAGCUCCAUAAAACGUUCCAUAUGAGCAGCUUUUAUGGCAUUGUAGACAAUGCCCUUGUCUCCUUUUUAGACUUUGUCGACAGGGUCAACUUCAGUAAGUUCUGUGACCAAGGUGAUGACCUUAAAUCUAGACUGAAGAACAUUAUGUCAAAUGUUUUAAACAAAAUAUCAAAAAACGGGAUUGUCAACCGCAUAUUUGAACAGCAAUCUGAAUGUCUGAAAAAAAAGCUAUGGAACUUUGUGGAUGUACAACUAGACUUUAUGUUCAAGGAAGUCCGGGCUGCUCUGGCAAGUGUUUGCAAAGCUAUAAAGGAAAAGGUACCUUCAAGCGCAGACACGGAUGAAAAGCUGAGUAAAAAUAAGAAAUCAACAAAGCCACUGAAGUCACCUGUAACCAUAACAUCAAGGCCAAAAUCACAGCAGGCAAAGUCACCUGUAACCAUAACAUCAAGACCAAAAUCACAGCAGAAAAAGUCCCCUGUAACCAUAACAUCAAGGCUAAAAUCACAGCAGAAAAAGUCACCUAUGACCAUAAAAUCAAGGCCAAAAAUGAGGCAGCUUAAAUCACCUGUGACUCCAAACUCAAGACCUAGAAUGAGGCAGAAGAUGGAGGAAUCCAACACAAAGAGAACUAUGUCGGUGGGACUUGGAAGUAGAGGUAAAAAUAUCAAAAUGACCUUUGAUAAAGAUGAAGAAGAGAAUUCUCCAAACACAUCAGAUCACCCUUCCAUGAAAAACGCCGUAGAGAUGUUACCUCGGCGAAAUACACAUUCAACAUCUGCAAAGGAGGCUACUUUGGUGCGCCGCAUAUCUCGAAGCAACUCACUCCAUGACAAGUCGGACUUCCAAAUCCUCACAGAACAGCAAGCGUCCAGCUUAACUUUCAACCUGGUUACGGACACACAGAUGGGAGAUAUAUUCAAGUGUCUUUUAGAUGGCUCUGAUCUCCUGGACACCAAUAUCUCUGCUGUGGACUGUCAUGGCUGGCCCGUCGGUACCCCUCGCAAGGAGACUCCUACUGGGGAGCACCUCCUGAGCAUCACCACCCCCACGAAAGUGUGUUCGCCUUCCAAACUUAUUGCCACGUGGUCCGCCAUUUCACCUCGUAAAAAGUCUCCCUCUCCCAACAGCAAACUUCACAUUCCUGUUAAUCCAAUCAUGUUUGAUGAGAGCUGCAUGCUGGAGGUUCCCUCUGGGAUUGGGCCAUCGUCCGGUGCGUUUUCGCAGAGGUCGUAUUCCAUUCUGGCAGAAGACCUGGCUGUGUCCCUCACGAUACCUUCUCCUCUCAAGUCUGACAGUCACCUCAGCUUCUUACGCCCAGUUAACGGGGAGCCCAUGUCUGUGCCGGACAGUGUCAUCAGUGCACACUUCAGUGAAGAUGCCCUCUUGGAAGAGGAGGAUGCUACUGAGCAGGACAUCCACCUUGCCCUCGAUACAGACAACUCCAGCUGUGGAUCCAGCGAUGGUAGGAGUAGAGAGGCAGCUGCUCCUCUUCUGUUUCACUUCAAACCUCAUCUGCCCAUGCAGGCAGUGGUGAUGGAGAAGUCAAACGAUCAUUUCAUCGUAAAGAUCCGACAAGCUGCCACCAGGGCUUGCAUACCUCCAGGCGAUGAGGAGAAUCUGACCAAAAAGCCAACAGGAGAAGAACAGUCUAGCGAAGGCUGUGAUCCUGUCACACCUGCUGUGGGUGGAGAACUGGCUCCAUCUUCAGAGGACAGCUCCUCCAGCCUUCCUCCAAGCACUGAAAAUGUAAAUGGUAAAGCAGUGCUUGAGGUUCAGUCACAAGCAUCUGGGGAAGACUCCGAGGAUGCUCUCAGUAAAACAUGCAGAGUCCCAGAUGUAAACCAGAGGGAUCCAAAGACUGGUACCAAACGAAAGAAGGCUCAACUGGAAACCAAGGCGAAACGGGUCAAAGAGGAGGUUAAUUUGGGAAGAAGUAAGCAGGAGAAGGCUUUCAAACAUUCCAAGGAAAAGAGGAGCAGAACCCCCAGGAAGGAGAGAAGCAAGUCUGCAUCUCCCACAGUACAGUUAUCACCUAACAGCCUGUCUGCCAAGAACAUCAUCAAGAAGAAGGGCGAAGUUGUGGUGAUGUGGACUAAGAAUGAAGAUCGAGCUAUUCUCCUUGAACUGAAAAUGAAAAGGGCCUCAACAGAUGCAUUCUCUGCCUUGUCAGACAAGCUGAACAAAUCACCAGCUCAAAUUGCUGAAAGAUUUGGCCAACUCAUGAAGCUUUUUAAGAAGAAGGAAAAGAUGGCAAGCUGACCUUUCCGAAGAUGUUUAAAAGUAACUUGAGUUUUUGAAGUACUCUGUUCUCCCGUGGGAAAGAAGACUGAAUGCGGCACCUGUCAUUUGGAAGUGUUACAAAUGAAAUGUUUGUGUUUUGAUCUGUAAGGACAUCUGAAACACAUUCAUUUGAAGCAUUAUAAACACAGUUGUAGAUAAUUAAACCUAGGAUUUACAUUCUUGAAUGCAGUGUUUCACAAUAUAGCUGUUCUGGUUUCAUUUAUUGCACUUUUGUAUACAGUGUCUUAUUUUAUUUUGAACAUUACCAUAUCUCUCAACUUGACAUGUAUAAUUAUGCAGGUGGUACAGAAUCUUUUUUUGAGAGUUUUACAGUGAGUAAAUUUAGAUCUUACAUUUAGUUCAUUAAUUUCUUUAGUUUUACAUUAAACAGUAUUUAAUUUUAAACUAAAGUUCACCUUUAGUGCAACAAUGUUUAAUGUGUGAAUGGGUUUCAUGUUCAAUAGUUUUCUGAGUCAAGUUUCUCUAGCCAGCACACCAGAGAGGGCCUUUUAUAAAUGUUAUUUUUAUAUGAGUCAUGACCUGGGAACAUUGAUAUUUUCUGUGUGAGGAAUGCUUAUACAUUGUGUGUCAUUGGUAUGAUACAAAUGGAAUUGGCCAAGGUUUGCUGGUUUGUCUUGGUAUGUAGUGAAUGAGUGACACGUGAUAGUGUUAGACAAUGUUAAUAUUGUACAUUUGUCAAUGAAAAUAAAGUUUAUUUA